Messenger RNA from Manihot esculenta (cassava), 504 nucleotides. Its product is annotated as ananain-like. Gene Ontology annotation, cellular component: lysosome. Gene Ontology annotation, molecular function: cysteine-type endopeptidase activity. NCBI's taxonomy places the organism in Eukaryota, Viridiplantae, Streptophyta, Magnoliopsida, Malpighiales, Euphorbiaceae. The transcript is spliced from 2 exons. The record is from RefSeq and is a predicted model, not a curated record. Bases 1 to 504 code for a protein of 167 amino acids.
AUGGUUUCAUAUAAGUCACAAUGCUUAUUUUCAUUAUUCAUCUUAGCUCUUUGGGCUAAUGUAGCUAUCUCUCGUGAGCUCCACUCUCAACCACCCACCAUCACGGAGAAGUAUGAACAAUGGAUGGCAAGAUAUGGAAGGGUUUAUAAGGAUUCUUCUGAGCAACAGAAACGUUUUCAGAUAUUCAAGCAUAAUGUUGCUUUGGUAGAAGUCUUCAAUGCUGUAGGAAACAAAUCCUUUAAUGUAAGCAUUAAUCAAUUUGCAGAUUUAACCCAAGAAGAGUUUAGAAAAUACUAUCUUGGGGCUAAACCUCCUUCUCAAUCCAGUUUAAAAAAUAUUCAAACUUUGAAUUAUGAAAACAUAAUUCAAUUGCCUCCUUCAAUAAAUUGGAAAACUGCUAGAGCUGUUACGGGCAUCAAGGACCAAGGCCAAUGUGGAAGUUGCUGGGCUUUUGCAGUAGUGGCAGCCGUUGAAUCUGCAUAUAAAAUAAAAUAUGGACGAUAA